This is a messenger RNA of Drosophila grimshawi, 1234 nucleotides long. RefSeq names its product V-type proton ATPase 16 kDa proteolipid subunit (gene Vha16-1). The record is from RefSeq and is a predicted model, not a curated record. Gene Ontology annotation, molecular function: proton-transporting ATPase activity, rotational mechanism. Gene Ontology annotation, cellular component: proton-transporting V-type ATPase, V0 domain. The transcript has 4 exons. The coding region runs from base 254 to 739 and encodes 161 amino acids. Gene Ontology annotation, biological process: proton transmembrane transport. NCBI's taxonomy places the organism in Eukaryota, Metazoa, Arthropoda, Insecta, Diptera, Drosophilidae.
AAACGUCAGAUUGCAUAAAUAUCGAUAGCAAGCCAAGAAGUAGCACUACUGAAAAUCCGCCCCCGUGACUAAAGUUUAUAAAAGCAAAUGCAAACGCAGCGUAGGAGUUCAGUGCCGUAUCAAAAAUCAGCGUGCUUUAGUCGCCCAGCAGAGCAGCAGCAGCCAGCAAUAAACCCGAAAGGCCAGCCACAAGAGCGAGUUGCUUUAAAUUAGAUUUCUAAUCACCCUAAAAACACAAAAAAAACAAAGCAAAAUGUCGUCUACAGAGCAACUGAGUCCCGAAAACCCCAUCUAUGGCCCCUUCUUCGGUGUUAUGGGCGCUGCGUCCGCCAUUAUCUUCUCAGCACUCGGCGCCGCCUAUGGCACGGCUAAGUCUGGUACCGGUAUUGCUGCCAUGUCAGUGAUGCGUCCUGAACUGAUCAUGAAAUCCAUCAUUCCUGUGGUCAUGGCGGGUAUCAUUGCCAUUUACGGUCUGGUCGUCGCUGUCCUGAUUGCCGGCCAACUGGAUACGCCCGUAACUUAUACCUUAUACAAGGGUUUCAUUCAUUUGGGUGCUGGGUUGUCAGUGGGCUUCUCGGGCCUGGCAGCCGGCUUUGCGAUCGGUAUCGUUGGUGAUGCCGGUGUUCGUGGCACAGCACAGCAGCCUCGUCUGUUUGUCGGCAUGAUCCUGAUUCUCAUCUUCGCCGAAGUGUUGGGUCUCUACGGUUUGAUUGUUGCCAUCUAUCUGUACACGAAAUAAAUCAAUCAAUUCAAACAACAACAACACACACACACACACACACCAACAACAACAAGUAGACAAACAGCCCAGCAAUCAACAACAACAAAAUCAACAACAACAACUGCAAGUAAAAAGUGUAUCAAAUAUAUAGUAAAAAAAACCAUCCAACAAAUAUUGAAAAAGGAAGGAAAAAAGAAUCGCAACUUGGUGGCAACUCUGGUGGCCGUUUGUAUAUAGCAAAAAAACAAAAAACAAAUAACAAUUAUAAUCAACUGCAAUUUGAUGAUGAGUUGGACGCCAGUGUUGCUGCCACAUUGUCGCACUUUUUCCAGUGUGUGCAACACGAACAACAACAACAACAAGUGUUUAUUUUUUCCUAUUUUCUUUUACAUUGCUAAAUUGCUGGUGCUCUGUUUAGUUUAGAUUUAUUAUUUCCGUUCAAAACAAAAAAAAAAACAACAAAAAAAAUCAAUUUUGCAGUUAAGUUCAUAAAGUUUGUAAUCAAAUAUCAAA